This is a messenger RNA of Paecilomyces variotii, 1885 nucleotides long. RefSeq names its product putative ATP-dependent RNA helicase. NCBI's taxonomy places the organism in Eukaryota, Fungi, Ascomycota, Eurotiomycetes, Eurotiales, Thermoascaceae. The record is from RefSeq and is a predicted model, not a curated record. Gene Ontology annotation, molecular function: RNA helicase activity; nucleic acid binding; ATP binding. Bases 97 to 1539 code for a protein of 480 amino acids. The transcript is spliced from 2 exons.
AUCAUCGAUUUUGCGGCACGCCAAAAUUAAUUUUCUCUUUGCUUAUCGCCGGUCCACUUCGCCCAAAAAUUCCGCGGCGGUUCGACAAUCACAAUAAUGCCGGCGAUAAAGAAGAGAAAGGUCGCCCAUGAGGGCUCAGCGUCUUCAGCGUCCUCUGAAGCUGGCGAUAUAGAGUCAUCAAGGCCUUCUAGCCCUGUCGAAAAUGAUACGAAUCGCGAUCCGGAGCACGACCAGGAUGAGGGAGCUACCCCCGCAAAGACCGCUCCUAAGACUUUCAGAGAUUUAGGAGUCAUCGAACCUCUCUGUGAAGCUUGCGAUGCCCUGGGAUACAAGGCGCCUACUGCUAUUCAGGCUGAGGCUAUUCCACUAGCCUUGCAAGGCCGCGACUUGAUCGGUCUGGCGGAGACUGGAUCAGGAAAGACAGCAGCAUUUGCUCUCCCCAUUCUUCAGGCCUUAAUGGAAAAGCCGCAGUCGCUAUUCGGCCUGGUACUGGCCCCGACCCGAGAAUUGGCGUAUCAGAUCUCGCAAUCCUUUGAAGCUCUGGGUUCGACGAUAGCGGUUCGAUCCGCAGUCAUUGUCGGAGGAAUGGAUAUGGUGCCGCAGGCUAUCGCACUCGGAAAGAAACCUCAUAUCAUCGUUGCGACUCCAGGUCGUCUGAUGGACCACCUGGAGAACACCAAGGGUUUCUCGCUACGGGGUCUGAAAUACCUCGUUAUGGAUGAGGCCGAUCGGCUCCUGGACAUGGACUUCGGUCCCAUCCUCGAUAAGAUCCUCAAGGCCCUUCCUAGAGAGCGACGUACCUAUCUGUUCUCCGCGACAAUGAGCAGCAAGGUUGAGUCUUUGCAGCGUGCUUCGCUCCAGAACCCGCUCCGAGUGUCUAUAUCCUCGAAUAAGUACCAGACAGUCUCGACCCUUCUCCAGUCUUUCUUGUUCCGCCCACACAAACACAAGGAUAUCUAUCUUGUAUAUCUCCUGAACGAAUUCGCCGGUCAGUCCGCCAUCAUUUUCACGCGCACGGUCAACGAGACACAACGUAUCGCUAUCCUCCUUCGCGCACUAGGAUUCGGUGCCAUCCCGCUUCACGGACAACUCUCUCAGUCCGCCCGUCUGGGAGCACUGGGCAAGUUCCGUUCUCGCAGCAGAGAUAUUCUCGUUGCGACCGAUGUUGCGGCCCGUGGUCUGGAUAUUCCCUCCGUCGAUGUCGUCCUGAACUAUGAUCUUCCACCGGACAGCAAGACGUACAUUCACCGAGUUGGUCGAACAGCACGUGCCGGAAAAUCUGGACAUGCCAUUAGUUUGGUAACACAGUACGACAUCGAGCUCUGGCUACGUAUCGAGAAAGCUCUGGGCAAGAAGCUAUCAGAGUACGAGGCCGAAAAGGAUGAGGUCAUGGUUCUGGCAGACCGAGUGGCGGAAGCGCAGCGACAGGCUAUCACAGAGAUGAAGGAUCUACACGAGAAGAGAGGCACAAGAGGAGCAACAUUGAAGGGCAGAAGAUUUAAACGUUCUCGUGACGAGAUGGAUAAGGAGGAAGGCUAAAAAGGUUGCCGCUGAAAAAGUGAUUCUUACGAUAUGUAUGGCGUUUAUUAUUUCGUACGACUGUAAUAAGGAUUCUACCUGAAAAUACCCUUCUAUUGCUAGCAUGGGGUAUUUUAUUCCUACCAAUUCGACUUCAGACAUAGUCAAGCAUGAUCUACUUUCAAUCUGCACGCAUCAUACUGAGCAAGCCACCCAGCACUAACUUAUUGAUCACGGAACAUAAACAACUAGGAGUCGUUUCCAAGAAGGCUCAUCAAAAUGUGUACCUUUUUCUACUAUUGAAUUCCCGGGGUGGAAUGACCUGUUUGUUAAUAAUCCCCGCUUGUAUUUACGGCGCCUGAGCAUG